CAUACAGUAAUUAAACAUAUACCUGAGCGCAACGAACAAGAACGUUAAAAUACGAUACUUGGAUUCGUCUGUCUGUACCACUGGUUCUUACAAUACCACUCUCACUUUUUUUCUCAUCUUCCUUCCAUUCGACUUCAUCCUCUUUUAAUGCAUCUCCAUUCUCAUCCAUCCUUCUCCCUUUCGCAUUUUACUUUUCAUUUUGAUACCGAAGCCCAAUUGCAGUUGUAAACAAACAUGUUCAUUUACUCGUUCCUCUAUGUAAAUAAGCGAAUUUUAUCCCAAGCACGUGUGUUUUGAUUCGGUUAAAAUGUGCGUUUUAUUUUCGCGAUUUUUAUAAUUCUUCAACAGUAUUUACGAAAUUUUGAAUAUGGUAUUUCUGAGGAGAGAAUUUUUCCUGUUACUUAUUUCGUACGUUUACUUGGUUCAGAGUUCGAAAAUAUUAAUGAUCACGUUAGCUGGGACUAAAAGCCAUAAAAUUCCAUUUUUAGAACUAGCAAAAGGAUUGGUGGAACGUAAACACAACGUAACCUUUAUCAACGCGUUCCCAACGGAGUCGCAGAAUUCUUUAAUAGAAGAGAUAAAUCCCACAAACUUAGUGUUGUACAUAAGAAAUUUUACCAACUGGGACUUGCUUGGACCGAAACUGAAAGGAGAAUUGCCAGUUCCUAUUAUUGACAUUUUUAAAUUCGGGUAUCAGGUUUGCGACGCUUUCCUAUCGGAUCGUGAAACGAAAACACUGAUGCAAAAACGUGACUUCGAUCUCUUAAUUUUAGACGGUGCCUAUCCAGAAUGCGGCGUUGGUCUAGCAUAUCAUUUCCAAGCUCCUUUCAUUUACAUCAACACUGUCGGAUUUUACACCGGAUCUUUGUCGUUGGCCGGAAAUCCAACACCUUACUCCAUCACGCCAUAUUUGGGUUUACCAUAUUCUGAUAAUAUGAACAUCGUACAACGUUUGACAAACACCAUGUAUCACGUAGGAUUAUCAAUAUUGCACAAUAUAAUGGUGCGUUUCUUCUUGCAUCAAGUUCUCAAGACGCAUAUCAGUCCAAAUAUUCCAAACGCUUACGAAAUAUCGAAAAACGUGAGCGUAAUUUUUCAAAAUGGGCAUUUCUCUUUGACAUAUCCUAGACCGUUUUUGCCAUCAGUUGUGGAAGUAGCUUGUUUACAUUGUCGAUCAGCAAAGCCAUUGCCUCAAGAGCUCGAAGAUUUUAUCAACGCUGGAAAUAACAGAGGAUUCAUUUACGUCAGUAUGGGAUCUUCGGUAAAAGCUUCGAAUAUGCCGGAAGAAUUACGAUUACUGUUCAUAAGUGUUUUCCGCAGUUUACCAUAUCAGAUAUUAUGGAAAUGGGAAUCUGUGGGAAUCGCUCCGACUUUCGAUUUACCUCGGAAUGUCUUGUUAAGUCAUUGGUUUCCACAACAAGAUUUAUUAGGACAUCCUAAAAUUCGAGCUUUCGUUACUCAUGGCGGACUACUGAGCUUAUUUGAAACAGUUUUUCAUGGAGUUCCAGUGGUAGCAAUGCCAGUAUUCUGUGAUCAUGAUUCGAACGUUGAGAAGUCCGUACAAGAUGGUUACGCGAUUCGAUUAGAAUUACGCGAACUUACGGCUAAUAAAUUAUUGAAAAGCGUCUCAAAUGUAAUUAACGAUCCGAAAUACAAAUCAAACGCCAUCAAAAGGUCAUUGUUGCUAAAAGAUCAACUGGAAUCGCCGCUAGAUCGCGCUGUCUUCUGGACAGAAUAUGUACUUCGGCAUAAUGGAGGACAGCAUUUGCAUUCUCCUUCCAAAGAAAUGACUUUCAUCUCGUAUUACCUUAUCGAUGUGAUUACUUUAGCAAUAAUUUUAAUUUAUUCAAUUUUAUACCUAACUUUUUUUAUACUCAGAUUAAGUAAUAGGAUAUUUUCUUGCAAUUACAAAAUCAAAAUUAAAGUCAAUUAAAAAAUCA
Molecule: messenger RNA, 1940 nt
Organism: Planococcus citri (citrus mealybug)
Lineage: Eukaryota; Metazoa; Arthropoda; Insecta; Hemiptera; Pseudococcidae
Gene: Ugt50B3
Product: UDP-glycosyltransferase family 50 member B3
Exons: 6
Coding region: 368-1933 (521 amino acids)
Molecular function (GO): UDP-glycosyltransferase activity
Source: RefSeq, a predicted model, not a curated record